Messenger RNA from Mizuhopecten yessoensis (Yesso scallop), 1791 nucleotides. Its product is annotated as transcriptional adapter 2-alpha-like. Gene Ontology annotation, molecular function: transcription coactivator activity; chromatin binding; protein binding. Gene Ontology annotation, cellular component: nucleus; SAGA-type complex. Gene Ontology annotation, biological process: regulation of transcription by RNA polymerase II; chromatin remodeling. The transcript has a single exon. Lineage: Eukaryota; Metazoa; Mollusca; Bivalvia; Pectinida; Pectinidae. Bases 22 to 1341 code for a protein of 439 amino acids. The record is from RefSeq and is a predicted model, not a curated record.
ACAUGUAAAUUUGCCCUUAACAUGGAAGAGGAAGAAAGGAGAGUGCCUCUGAAGUGUGGUGGAUGUAAGGAUAGAGUUAGUGAGCCAUACAUUGUUUGUGUGGGUUGUAAGCCGGCCAAGGUCCAGCUUUGUCUACAGUGCUUCUCUAAAGGUACAGAGUUUGGCUCGCAUCAGAGUGAUCAUGCAUACACAAUACUCAGAAAUGAUUUUGCAUUGUUUGAAAAUAACUGGACUGCUUUAGAGGAAACAGUGCUGUUGGAAACUUUAUCAGAUUGUGGUUAUGGGAACUGGUCAGAUGCUGCACAAAGACUUAGAACUAAAAACAAGGAAGAAUGCAAACGACAUUACAACAAGAGCUAUAUAAAUGACCCCAUACCUGUGCUGCCACAGUUCGGGGACUGGAGCCAGCAGGUGUAUCCACAGCCUCAGGUCUAUAAACUGUGUGACGAUCCCCCACGAUUCCCUGAUUCAUCAGUUCUACAGCAGGAGAUGGGAGGCUAUAUGGCAGCUCGGGGAGAUUUCAAUGUUGAGUACGACAAUUUCCAAGAACUGGAAAUUCAGUCAAUAUCCUUUGCUGGAGAGGAGGAGGGAAAUGAGCUGGAGGAGAGAUUGGAGUUGGCUGUGCUGGAUGUGUAUCUGCAUUGUUUGAAGCAGAGAGGAAAGAGAAAGAUGAUUGUUAGAAAGUAUGGUCUUAUAAAUUUUACCAAAGUCCAGGCCAGUAACCGUAUGUAUGACCAUAGUAUCACAGAUAUCAUCGAAAAAGUCAGAGUGUUCAUGCGUCUUUUCUCACCAUUGAAAUAUGACAAGUUUAUCAAGGGCAUACAUGUAGAAAAAGAACUUCAACUACAAAUCAGACGUUUGCAAGAAUGCAGGCAAAAUGGUAUUGUACAUAUGAGGAACACAAAUAUAUAUAAGUCUUUAAAGAAGCGGCGACAAGCAACAAAGAUGCAAAUUAACUUGUUAAGUGAGAUUCUUGUUCACAUGAAUGAUAACAAGGCCUGUCAGACGUGGUUACAGAGACAGGUGAUGUUAAACACCAUCUCUAAAGGUGUGUCUGCACAGCUUCCCAUGAUAGCACGUCGCUCAGCACCACCUCUCGACAUUGUCGGCAUGCCAGGCUAUGAUAAACUCACAGACUCCGAAAGGGAAAUGUGUGCAGGGAUUCGACUGGUUCCAGAUGCAUAUCUGGAAUUCCGGGCUGUCAUGUCAGCUGAAUGUGCUAAAGCUGGAAGCUUGAAACUAAGUCAUGCUCGAAACAUCAUCAAGAUUGAUGUAAACAAAACCAGGAGAUUGUAUGACUUCCUGUUGUCUGAGGGGCGCAUCAACAAAGAUCCCCUUUAGAGUUGUAUGACUUCCUGUUGUCCGAGGGGCGCAUCAACAAAGACCCCCUUUAGAGUUGUAUGACUUCCUGUUGUCUGAGGGGUGCAUCAGCAAAGAUCCCCUUUAGAGUUGUAUGACUUCCUGUUGUCUGAGGGGCGCAUCAACAAAAUCCCCUUUAGAGUUGUAUGACUUCCUGUUGUCUGAGGGGCGCAUCAACAAAGAUCCCCUUUAGAGUUGUAUGACUUCCUGUUGUCUGAGGGGCGCAUCAAAAAAGACCCACUUUAGAAUUGUAUGACUUCCUGUUGUCUGAGGGGCGCAUCAACAAAGACCCCCUUUUAGAGUUGUAUGACUUCCUGUUGUCUGAGGGGCGCUUCAACAAAGACCCACUUUAGAAUUGAACACAAAUUAUUUUUCGACCGAUCUCUUUGAAACUUGGUAUACAUUAUAAUCAUGAUAUGAAGUUGUGUCUCC